Molecule: messenger RNA, 3252 nt
Organism: Camellia sinensis
Lineage: Eukaryota; Viridiplantae; Streptophyta; Magnoliopsida; Ericales; Theaceae
Product: diacylglycerol kinase 1
Biological process (GO): phospholipase C-activating G protein-coupled receptor signaling pathway
Cellular component (GO): membrane
Molecular function (GO): ATP-dependent diacylglycerol kinase activity
Source: RefSeq, a predicted model, not a curated record
UCCAUAUCCUUUAAUCCACCACACCAAAUCAUAAAUCUUCCCUCCGUCAAUCCCAAUACGGUGCCGUGCUCUAGGAGCACCCAAUAACGAUUCCAUCCCUUUCGUGUAGUCUAAAAACAAAGAAACAAAAUAAAAAAAUCGACAAACAAAAAAAGUUUGGAGUGCAUAUACAGAAGAAAGGAGAUUUGAGAUCUUGGCUUUGCUUCGAUUCUCCAUUUCGAACAUCUCGUUCUCUCUCUAAGGGUUUGCUUUUUUCUAUCUCUCUCCGCCGCGACGCGAAAGUACUGCUACUGUGUAAUUGGUAUCACUCGGAAUUCUUCUCCAGAUUUACGAGUUGUUACCAGCUUCAAAUCUGAUGUUUAUUGGAUCUUUGGGGAAAUUAAAGGAUGACGUUUGAAUGCAUUUUGUUUUUGGUUUCUUCUUCAAAGAAAGGAUAAAAUGGUUGCAGUUAUAGUUUUUUUCUGAAGUUUGUUGGACCCGAAGUGACUCUAUUAUUGAAUGAAGAAUAAUAGUUCAUCUUUGUCUUUUGCGAUAAUGUUCAAAUGAUGGGAGCAUGGUGGAGAGUUUUUAUGUAGGUUCCUAUAAAGAUUUGCGUUACAAUUAUUGUUUUAUCAAUCGGCUGUUGGUUGGUUCCUUGUCUGCAUGCAGAAUAUAAAUUUUUUUUUUUAAAGGAUGAAUGACUACAGAGAACCUGAGAUUCUGUUUCCGAGUUGGAUCAACAAGAAUCCAUCUGAGAUAUCAGAGUAUCAUCUCUUCAUCAUCUCUUGCUUUCUUGCUGGCUUAGUUGGGAUCCUGACUAUAGCCUACACUGCCUUCCAAUGGAGAAGAAACAUCAACUUGAGUUGGAUGAAAGCGAUAGCCAGGUCGAAGAAAAACCCUAAGGCAAAGAACAAGGUUCCUGUUGCUCCUCAUGCAUGGAUGUUGGAAUCUGUGUCUCGAGGAAAGUGUUUAAACUGUUGUGUAUGCUUAAAGUCAGUGUCUCCUUCUCAAGCUCUCGGACCAAUGGUCUCAGAAACUUUUAUACACUGCUGUAGCAUAUGCGGUGUGGCAGCGCACCUGGGAUGCUCCUCGAAUGCACACAAGGAUUGCAAGUGUAUGUCUAUGGUUGGUUAUGAGCAUGUGAUACACCAAUGGUCUGUUCGGUGGACUGAGGUCACGGAUCAAACUGAUGAAACUUCUUUUUGUAGCUAUUGUGAAGAACCGUGCAGUGGGUCCUUCCUUGGGGGAUCUCCUAUAUGGUGUUGCCUGUGGUGUCAACGGCUGGUACAUGUUGACUGCCACAAUAGUACAUCAAACGAAACAGGUGAUAUUUGUGAUUUUGGCCCAUUUAGAAGGCUAAUUUUAUCUCCACUUUUUGUUAAGGAGCUGAACUGGUCUUCUUCGGGUGGGUUUUUGAGUUCCAUCACCCAAGGAGCUAAUGAGAUUGCAUCUUCUGUGCGUGCUACUAUUAGGAGUCAAAGCAGCAAGAAGCACAAGCAGGGAAAUGACGCCUCUGCAGACACGGGUGAUAGUAGUAGUAUUGGUGACACAUCCACAGAAAGUACUGCUGAUACUCAUCAAACAGCUAAUGGUUCUCGCAGAAUGGAGGAAAGUAGCAAUGGAAGCAUAAUUGGUGUGGCAGAUCAGAAUCAAAAUGGUGAUGCUGUUAAAAAAUUGGAUUCUAAGCCUAGUUUUAAAAGAAGUUCAUCAAUCAAUCAAAAGGACGAGUCUCAGAUUGUAGGGUUAAAACAGAGAUAUGAGUUGAUUGAUUUGCCAUCAGAUGCAAGACCAUUAUUAGUUUUCACUAACAAGAAGAGUGGGGCUCAGCGAGGCAAUUCACUCAGGCAACGUUUAAACAUGCUCUUGAAUCCGGUUCAGGUUUUCGAGUUGAGUUCAACACAAGGACCGGAGGUGGGUCUCUAUUUGUUUAGGCGGGUGGCCCACUUUAGAAUUCUUGUAUGUGGAGGAGAUGGUACUGUUGGCUGGGUUCUGAAUGCCAUAGACAAGCAAAAUUUUGUUUCUCCUCCUCCAGUUGCGAUUCUUCCUGCAGGAACAGGAAAUGACUUGGCCCGAGUCUUGUCAUGGGGAGGUGGUUUGGGUGCAGUGGAGCGACAAGGGGGACUUUGCACAGUGCUGCACCACAUAGAACAUGCUGCAGUAACCAUUCUUGAUCGAUGGAAGAUUACAAUUUUAAACCAGCAGGGAAAGCAACUUCAACCCCCAAAAUUUAUGAACAACUAUCUAGGGAUUGGGUGUGAUGCAAAGGUUGCUUUGGAGAUCCAUAAUCUAAGGGAGGAGAACCCAGAAAAGUUCUAUAACCAGUUUAUGAAUAAAGUUCUUUACGCAAGAGAAGGCGCUAGGAGUAUAAUGGACAGGACAUUUGAAGAUUUUCCUUGGCAAAUUAGAGUGGAGGUAGACGGGGUUGAGAUAGAAGUCCCUGAGGAUGCAGAAGGUGUUCUUGUUGUUAAUAUCGGAAGCUAUAUGGGUGGUGUAGAUUUGUGGCAGAAUGACGAUGAAACUUCUGAUAAUUUUGAUCCACAGUCUAUGCAUGAUAAGGUACUAGAGGUUGUGAGCAUAUCAGGGACAUGGCAUCUUGGAAAGCUUCAGGUGGGCCUCUCUCGUGCUCGAAGGCUUGCCCAAGGGCAGUCAAUUAAGAUUCAGCUUUGUGCUGCUUUGCCUGUUCAAAUAGAUGGAGAGCCUUGGGUUCAGCAAUCAUGUACAUUGGCCAUCUCUCAUCAUGGCCAGGCAUUCAUGUUGAAGAGAGCAGCAGAGGAACCCCUUGGUCAUGCAGCGGCCAUUAUCGCCGACGUGCUCGAGAAUGCUGAAACAAAUCGUUUGAUUAACGCAUCACAGAAACGAGCUCUUCUUCAAGAAAUGGCUUUGAAGCUGUCAUAAAGUCGUGCCUACCCAUCAUUGCCACUGGUAAAAUAGUGUUUGGGUUUGAACUGCAGCUGCUUUUUGGAGAGUUUUUGCUCCUCCUCUCUUACUUACAUCUCCAUUGAUUUCUCUAUUUCAUCUGUAAUAUCUUGUGAAAUUUUACUUAUUGCUGCUAUAGCUCAAGCUUGUUGUACAUGGACCUUGAUUAAUAGCAAAAUCAAGAGGGUAUUUUUGAGGCAGCUUCUUAUAAGAUGUAUAUAUAUGUAUAUAUUGGAUGAAUUUGGUGUGCCUUUUCUGAGGAAUGGAAAGAAUUUUUCCAUCUAUCUAUACUAUUAUAAAGCAAACAGUCACGGUGGUGUAUACAAAGCCGGCUCACGCUGUAACUGUUUGAAGCAA